AUGAAGUCGAUUCACAAUUGCAGUGUUGUGUUUUUUGAAGUUUCAAUCGACGAUAGGCCAGCAGGCCGUAUUGUUUUCAAGCUAUACGUCGACGUAGCACCCGUCACGGCCGAAAUCUUUCGCACCCUCUGCACUGGUGAGAGAUGUUGUAGGAUAAAUCAAAAGGCACUCUCUUACAAGGACUCUACUUUCCAUCGAGUAAUCAAGAACUGCGUGAUUCAGGGCGGCAGUAUUAUUAGAGGGAACGGAUCUAGCGGAGAUUUCAUCAGCGGAUACCAGCUUGAGGAUAAAACACUCGAGCUCGAGCACGACAGGCCUUUUUUACUAUCCAUGGCAAACUCUGGUCCAGGAUCAAACCGAUAUCAAUUUUUAAUCACAACCGUACCUACUCCACAACUGAACGGUAUUCAUGUAGUAUUCGGUGAAGUUAUCCAGGGCAGGGCGAUUGUCAGUCUGAUAGAAUCUACACCUACGCUUCUGGGGUUUAAGCCUUGUCAAGAAAUCAAGGUCACGAAUUGUGGGGAGCUAACGAGUGCUCAAGCGGAGUUGGCUCGUUUGACUGCAGAGUCCAGUAUUCGAGGGAAAAUUAAAAAUUAUAGAUUCUAG
Blumeria graminis f. sp. triticale is the source of this 606-nucleotide messenger RNA. NCBI's taxonomy places the organism in Eukaryota, Fungi, Ascomycota, Leotiomycetes, Helotiales, Erysiphaceae. The record is from the annotation of a GenBank genome assembly.